CCUCCGCUGCUCUCAUAUCGGCUCGAGUUGAGUCGAGCUGCUGCGCGUCUGAAGGCUCCAGUCGGCGACCGCGCCGGGACUCCGCGGCUCUCCAAACUGCGCACGGCGCCUCAGCGGGACCGCGACGACGCGUAACCCCGCCACGGAGCUCUGGCGUCGGGUUGAAUUCGGCUACGCAGGAGGGGAAAGUGGUGAUUUUUUAUUUUUUCUACUUCUGCUAUUUUUCUUGACUUUCUCUAGCUCGAAGUGCCGCCGCGCCUGAUGCACCGAUGGAAUGGUUUUAUUUAACGGGAUUACCUGUUCUCUGAGCUCCGGUUGUCGAUCCAUCCGCCAGGCUGUGACACCCCCGGCCGGUCCCGUCCAAGGGGGGGUCGCCCGUCCCUCCCUCGCCGCCCCCUGCACCUCUUCUUCUCCCUCCGAGCUCCAGCGCUGGUUCAUAUGAGUGCAGCGUUCAGCCCGUCCUUCAUGGUGAUGCAGCGGCCACUCGGAAGCACCACUGCCUUCAGCAUCGACUCUCUGAUCGGGGGGCCCCCGCAGCCCAGCCCGGGACACUUCGUCUACACUGGCUACCCCAUGUUCAUGCCGUAUCGGUCAGUGGUGCUCCAGCCGCCGCCGCCGCCGCCCCCGGGCCUCCAGCAGGCUCUGCCGACCGGCCAUCACCCGCACCACCAGAUCCCCAGCCUGCAGAGCGGCUUCUGCUCCAGCCUGGCGCAGGGCUUGACGCAGGGCAUGGCGCUCACCUCCACGCUCAUGGCGUCGCUGCCCGGCGGCUUCUCCCCGUCCGGCCAGCAGCACCAGGAGGCGGCCAGGAAGUUUGGCUCGCAGGCUCUGCACGCCGUCUUCGACAAAACUCAGGACAUCCGGCUGGACGCGGAUGACGGGAAGAGCUUCCUGCAGGGGAAGGAGUCCGCGGCGCUGCAGGCUUUCCACGAGUCGGACACGCCGGUGCAAUCAUCCACAGUCAGAGCACACAGUAAAGAAGACCCCAAGGAGGACGAGUGCGCCAGGAAGGACGAGAGCUUCUCCAUGGACAGUGACUUGGACUACAGCUCGGACGACAACCUCACCUCCAUGUGUCCCAAGGAGGACGGGGAGGGCGGCGGCGGGAUGGACGACGGCCCGCACGGCUCCUCCUCCGGCGGGCCGGGCUCCGGCGGCACCGGCACGGGCGGCAAGAACCGGCGGCGGCGGACGGCCUUCACGAGCGAGCAGCUGCUGGAGCUCGAGAAGGAGUUCCACUGUAAGAAAUACCUCUCGCUAACCGAACGCUCCCAGAUCGCGCACGCGCUGAAGCUGAGCGAGGUCCAGGUGAAGAUCUGGUUCCAGAACCGGCGCGCCAAGUGGAAACGGGUCAAGGCCGGCAACGUCAACAACAAAACCGGGGAGCCGUCCCGGAACCCCAAAAUAGUCGUUCCCAUCCCGGUGCACGUCAGCCGCUUCGCAAUAAGGAGUCAGCACCAGCAGCUGGAGCAGGCCAGACCGUAGAAGAAGACGAGAGCGCACAGAGACUCCACGCUGCGAAAUAAUGAUCCGUAGAACAAGUCACCCGGUCCCGAUUUGUUGUCAUUAAAAAUAUUAUUUGGGCUGAUUUGUGAUGAACAAAUCUCACCUGCACUGACAGAUUUUUUAAAGAUCAAAUUUAUGAAAUGACUUGCUAAGAUGGCCUUUUACUUUGCAAUGCACUUAAAAAAAAAACUCUUAACAAGUCAUUUAUUAAAUAAUCAUUUGCAUAGGAGACAA
Messenger RNA from Myripristis murdjan (pinecone soldierfish), 1740 nucleotides. RefSeq names its product gastrulation brain homeobox 2 (gene gbx2). The transcript has 2 exons. Gene Ontology annotation, biological process: regulation of transcription by RNA polymerase II; regulation of nervous system development. The record is from RefSeq and is a predicted model, not a curated record. The coding region runs from base 439 to 1485 and encodes 348 amino acids. NCBI's taxonomy places the organism in Eukaryota, Metazoa, Chordata, Actinopteri, Holocentriformes, Holocentridae. Gene Ontology annotation, cellular component: nucleus. Gene Ontology annotation, molecular function: DNA-binding transcription factor activity, RNA polymerase II-specific; RNA polymerase II transcription regulatory region sequence-specific DNA binding.